Messenger RNA from Sorex fumeus (smoky shrew), 1579 nucleotides. It is a transcript of the gene CCNDBP1, whose product is annotated as cyclin D1 binding protein 1. The record is from RefSeq and is a predicted model, not a curated record. Lineage: Eukaryota; Metazoa; Chordata; Mammalia; Eulipotyphla; Soricidae. Gene Ontology annotation, biological process: regulation of cell cycle. The transcript has 12 exons. Gene Ontology annotation, cellular component: nucleus. Bases 1 to 1218 code for a protein of 405 amino acids.
AUGAAAGACGAAGAUAAAGACUCGGGUCCUGGCUUGCGCGUCCGGGCGGCCGGGUUGGGCGGCCUCCUGCGUGCGGCUUCCUCAACGGACGCCGAAGUCUCUUACCCGGCCGGGACCCGGCGAGCGUCCGAGAUGAGUGCGGCGAGUGCGGCUGGACCUGCGGCCUCAGUGGCCCCACUGGCGCCGCCUUUAGAACAACUCCGGCACUUGGCCGAGGAGCUGAGGUCGCUCCUGCCCGGGGUGCGGGUGGGCGAAGUCCAGGAGCCCACCAAGGAGUUCCAUCGCGAGACGUUUUGGAGAAGACUCAAUGAGGCGGCCGUGAUCGUGUCAAGGGAAGCCACGAUUCUGACCACAGCCUUCUCUCGACUCCCACCGCCUUCUCCACAGGAAACCCAGAGGUUCUGUGAGCAAAUCCAUGCUGCCAUAAAAGCAAUUACUGCAAUUUACUACUCAUUCCCCAAGGAACAAGGAAUCACCCUGAGAAAGCUUGUACGGAAUGCUACUCUGGACAUCAUGGAUGGCGUGGCUCAGCUUGUGGAUGUGCUUGUCAUACCAGUCCAAAGCCCUGAGAACAAUGACUUUAUUUCCUGCAAUAGUGUCUGUGUGGCAUGUGAGCAAGUGCCUCGGAUACCAAGAGAUAACAAAGCUGCAGCCCUUUUAAUGCUGACAAAAAAUGUGGAUUUUGUGAAGGACGCAUAUGAGGAAAUGGAGCAGGCCAUGGAAGAAUAUGACCCUUACUCUGGCCUCUUGAAUGACACUGAAGAAGACAAUUCUGACAACCAUGGUGAUGAAAUGGAUGUUCUGGAGUUUCCAAACAACCAAGAAUUAUAUUGGUCAGACCAAGAUCAAGAGCUUCUGGUUCCAUGUCUUGCACUGGCAAGAGCCUCUAAAGCAUGCCUAAAGAAAAUCCGGAUCUUAGUGGCGGAGAAUGGGAAGAAGGAUCAGGUGGCCCAGUUGGAUGACAUUGUGGAUAUUUCUGAUGAAAUUAGCCCUAGUGUGGAUGAUUUGGCUCUGAGUAUUUACCCACCUAUGUGCCGCCUGACUGUGCGAAUCAAUUCUGCAAAACUUGUAUCUGUUUUAAAGAAGGCACUUGAAAUUACGAAAGCAAGUCAUGUGACCCCACAGCCAGAAGAUAGUUGGAUACCCUUACUCAUUAAUGCCAUUGAUCAUUGUAUGAACACAAUCAAGGAGCUCACUCAGAAUGAACUUGAAUUAUGAGUUUUAGGGUUCCUUUGUAUACUCCUCUCUUGUUUUCUUACUCAUAGGUGGGUAUUGAUGUAUACUUUUUAAAUGAGGAGGAAGGUUUCCUGGAUUAAAAUGGGCCCUCUUGUCUACCUAACUGGAGACACUGUUACCAAAGAUUGUUGGCUAGACCAGAUUGGUAAUUAUUUAUUAAGCAUAAUACACAGGAUAUGAUUUUUAUGCUAGAUAGAAAAGAUAAUUGCAUCAGUUUGUGCUCCUAAACAUUUUUGGGAGGUUCCUGGGGAAGUUGUUUUAUUUUCUGUUUGCAAUAAAGUGUGUUGUUUCUCUGUUAACAAUGUUGAUGAUCUCAGUAAAAUGUGUAUCUGCCAGUGGUUCA